Molecule: messenger RNA, 2775 nt
Organism: Scophthalmus maximus (turbot)
Lineage: Eukaryota; Metazoa; Chordata; Actinopteri; Pleuronectiformes; Scophthalmidae
Gene: bmp8a
Product: bone morphogenetic protein 8a
Exons: 7
Coding region: 960-2372 (470 amino acids)
Biological process (GO): SMAD protein signal transduction
Cellular component (GO): extracellular region
Molecular function (GO): cytokine activity; growth factor activity
Source: RefSeq, a predicted model, not a curated record
AAGACUUGAAAGUGGGGGAGAGGCCGAGGCUGCAGGGAGGGAAACUCCCUCCUGGUCAGGAUCAACUGUUGAACACUGUGAGCUUCAUACACGGGACACACACUCUCGCUGCUGUUCCUCCUCAGCCGAGUGUGUGUGUGUGUGUGUGUGUGUGUGUGUGAGUGAGUGAGUAAGUGUGCACACGAGCUGCCGACAGAUUUUUUUAAGACCGCAGGACGAAAACCUGUGGCCUCUCCGGAGGACGACACUCAGGAAACAAUUUCCUGGAGUUAUCGUUUUUGUAAAUUGGAUUAAGGAAGACAUCUGUAGACCCGGGGACGUGUGGGCGGUGGAGCCGUCCCGCCGGCAUGAAUAAGUUCUCAAGGACGAGGGGAUGAAAAGCUUCCAGCAGUGAUUGUGGUUCUCGUGACGUCUCUGGACGGACGCUGACUCGCUGCAGGUGUGAACCACUUCUAUUUCCCAGUGAGGUCGAAGGAAAACUUGAUGACACGCUUGUCACGUUUCAGCCCAAAACCUCCGCAGCACCUGCUCAUCACUGGAACCUCCUUCCAUCCAAGUGUGGACCGGUCUUCAGUCGGGGCUUUGUUUGUCCACAUUCAUAACACGGCUAAACGUAUAAUUAUGCCCCCGCUCUGAUCAUCUCGGCUUCUUCUGCUGCACAACUUGUCAGAGGUGCAGGAGAUCAGAGGGUGAGGAGGAGGCCUGGAGAAGGAAAGAGGGCGAGAGGGAAGCAGCGAGGGGAGGGAAAGAUAAACAGGCAGUUGAAGGCUGUAAACACUCUCCUCUAAACACAUCGGGCUCAAAUCAACACUGGACCUGGGUCUGUCUGUGGCGACUCUGAAGAAGUCCGGGGGACGAACCGGACCAGGUGGGGGACACCGAGGGUCCGAGCCUGGAGGAAAUCCAACCUGAGUCUAAAAACCCUCCGAGGAGAAAGAAAACCACAGCAAACCGCAGCCAUGUCCUCAGACGUCUCCUACAGUUUCCCCUGUCGCUGCACCAAGACGAAGCACUCGAGCCACAGCGGCCGCCUCCUCCUCCAGCAGCCGUGGACCGGGUCCACCGCCGGCCCCCGCCGACCUCUCCUCCAGCGCCGGACCCUGCUCCUGCUGCCCCUGCUCCUCCUGCUCCUCCUCUCCCUGUGGAGCCAGCAGGCCGAGGCCGUGGUCCACUCCAGCUUCCGGCGGCUCAGCGGCCGCGAGAAGAAGGAGAUGCAGAAGGAGAUCCUGUCCAUCCUGGGGCUGCCGGGGCGACCCAGACCCCACCCGCCGCUGCGCCCGCCCUCCUCGGCGCCGCUCUUCAUGCUGGACCUCUACCACGCCAUGUCGGCGGACGGGGAGGACGACGGGAACGAGAUCCUCGUGAACGGACCCGGCAUGGGGAGGUUCGGGGGGGCGGAGCGCUUGGCCCAGGUCAACCUGGCGGCCCUGCCGACCAUCAGCACUCACACUCCGCCGCUGGGCACGGUGGUCAGCGAGGCCGACACCGUGAUGAGCUUCGUCAACCUGGUGGAGCAGGAGCGCGACCUCCUGCAGCCGCGUCCGUACUGGAAGGAGUUCCGCUUCGACCUGACGCCGCUGCCUCAGGGCGAGACGGUGACGGCGGCAGAGUUCCGUAUCUACAAGACCCUGACGAUGGGUCAGAGGGCGAACCGAACCCUGCACAUCUCCGUCUACGAGAUCCAGCGAGAGAACAGACUCAGAGAGCCGGAGCUGGUGCUGCUGGACAUGCAGUCGGUGCCCGCGGGGCAGGAGGGCUGGUUGGCCUUCGACGUCACCACAGCCUCCAACCACUGGCUGCUCCACCCGCGCAGCAACCUGGGCAUCCGCCUCUAUGUGGAGACUGAGGAGGACCGCUCCCUGUCCGCAGGCUGGAUUGGGUUGGUGGGUCGCAGGGGCCCUCGCUCCAAGCAGCCCUUCAUGGUGACGUUCUUCAGGGAGAGCCAGGUCCCGUGUCGACCGCCCCGAGCCGUCAAGCCACACCCCCGCAGGAAGAAACCCAAAUACGACCUGCCGGUCCCCAGCAUCCACAAUCGGAGUCCUGCCAACAACGGAGGUCAGCCGUGUAAGAAACACGAGCUCUACGUCAGCUUCAGUGACCUCGGCUGGAAGGACUGGGUUCUGGCUCCGCCUGGAUAUUCAGCCUACUACUGUGACGGAGAGUGUUUCUAUCCUCUGGGCUCCUGCAUGAACGCCACCAACCACGCCCUCAUCCAGCAGGUGGUUCACCUUCUGAAGCCCAACGAGGUUCCCAAGGCGUGUUGCGCUCCCACCAAGCUCAGCCCGAUCUCCGUCCUCUUCUACGACGACAACAACAACGUCAUCCUCAAGAAACAUCGGAACAUGGUGGUGAAGACGUGCGGAUGUCUAUGAUGACAAACUGUGCAGGGAGCGGUUUUAUUUUUUCACCCCCCAAGACAUGAACUUAGUUCAAGUUCACAGAUUCCAAAUCAGUAUUUUUACCUUUUUUUUUUUACACCAAGGACUUUUUCUUCCUACGUACAAUCGGUUUUAAUUAAAGAGCACAAAAUUUUCAGUUCUUCAGCAAAACUCAGGAUGUUUUUUGUUCCCGUCUUAUCUGGAACAACCACAGACGGGUAUGAAAUAUGAAAUGGGCAAAUGAUAUUGGAUGGCGACAGAACUCGCCAUUAGUGAUGCCUGGUUUGUUGUUUUUACAAGAAAGAAUUGACGUCACUACUGUUGUUGCAACAAAUUUAUAUGACGAGCUAAUUAAAUUGUAUUGGAUUAAUAAAAAUAAAUAUUAACGUUAUCGUGA